Messenger RNA from Penicillium diatomitis, 480 nucleotides. RefSeq lists its product as uncharacterized. NCBI's taxonomy places the organism in Eukaryota, Fungi, Ascomycota, Eurotiomycetes, Eurotiales, Aspergillaceae. The record is from RefSeq and is a predicted model, not a curated record. Gene Ontology annotation, molecular function: nucleic acid binding. The transcript has 2 exons. The coding region runs from base 1 to 480 and encodes 159 amino acids.
AUGGCCUUUGAUCUGGCACGAAUCAAACCCGUCGUCGUGGACUCGGUGGCUCUCCUUCGGUCUGUUAUAGGCGAGGUGAUGACUCUCCGAACUGAUACCCCAUCACUACUCAUCGACCUGGAAGGCUAUCAGCUUGGUCGUCAUGGUUCAAUAUUCGUCAUGACCAUUUACGCGCCCCCAAAGGAAAAAGUAUAUCUCAUUGAUAUACACCGACUGGGAGCUGACGCAUUUUCUACUGUCAAUGCUGAUGAAUCGUCGGUCAUCUUGAAACUUUUCUUCGACGUUCGACAUGACUCGGAUGCAUUAUUCAGCCAUUAUAGUAUCGCCAUUGACGGUGCUCGAGACGUCCAGUUGAUGGAAUUGGGAACAAGAACGGGCCCGAAAGAGUUUCUCGCCAGCUUAGCAGCAUGUGUCGAGAAAGACAGCACGAUUUCUGCAAAGGAGAAAAAGACGUGGGAGAUGACAAAACUCAAUACUUGA